This is a messenger RNA of Phaedon cochleariae (mustard beetle), 2095 nucleotides long. The record is from the annotation of a GenBank genome assembly. Lineage: Eukaryota; Metazoa; Arthropoda; Insecta; Coleoptera; Chrysomelidae.
UAUGGUUUUCGACAGUGAUUGACGUUUCUUUCGAAUUGUUUGAGCAUGAAAAUUUCGGUUUUGCUUUGAUUUUGAUAAUAAUAUAUUGAUGUAGAUGAUAUUAAAACAUUGAGGCUGAGAAAUGGAAGUGUGACCUAAACCAAAUGAUGAGGCAUACCACGGAAAAACUAUAAUAUUACAGGAUAAGACGAGGAAAUGGUAAUACCAUAAUGCUAGGAAUGACAAUGGAAGACAUAACCAAAACAUUAAGAGAAGCACAAAACGGCAACAAAAUCUUUCUAGAAACUGUCUUCCAAAAAUACCCUGAUUAUCACUGGAGUCAAAUAUAUUACAAAGCUACAGGUGAUACUCUCCUUCACUGUGCUGCUAGAUUGGGGCACAUUAAUAUCAUAAAAUAUCUUCUUUCAAACUUUGUCCCUAUCUCUGUUGACUGUAAAAAUAAAGAUGAUAAAACUGCUCUACAUGAAGCCAGUCAAUUUUUGCAGUUUGAAUCAUGUGAGGUACUUUUGAGGUAUGGUGCAGAGGUAAAUGCCCUCAAGAGGGCUGACUGGACUCCAUUAAUGCUAGCUUGUACAAAAACUGAGGGUGAAAAUAGUUGGAAAACAAUUAAGUUAUUGUUAGAACAUGGUGCUUUGGUCAACUAUAAAAAUAAAGAUGGUUGGACAUGUGUUCAUCUAGUUGCACGGCAAGGUAAUGUAUCUGUUAUGAAACUGCUGCUCCAAUAUGGUUUGGAUGCAAAAAUAAAGACUAAAAAUGGCAGAUCAGCACUCCACAUAGCUGCUUUACAUGGCAAACUGGAAAUUGUUGAAUUGUUACUGGGAGCUGGACUGGAUAUUGAUGAAAGAGAUAAUUGUGGCAAUACUCCACUGCAUGAGGCUGCCUUGGGCCAUAUUAAUAUUUGUGAGUUGUUGAUCAACCAUGGGGCCAACAUUAAUUUGAAGAAUAAUUGUGGCUUAAAUGUGGUGCAUUUAACUGCUGCAACAGGGAAUAUAGAAAUCUUGAGGUUAUUUUUGAGUGAGCAUAAACUUGAUAUAAAUGAUCAUGACAAUAGUGGUUUCACCAGUCUACAUUAUGCUAGUAGAGCAGGAAAACGAGCAGCCUAUGAUUUUUUAGUUUCUUGUGGGGCCUGUGAGGAAAUUAAAGAUAAUUUUGGAAGAACUCCACAAGAGGUGUUCACACAUAUACCUUAAUAUUUUUCAUGUGAUUGGAUGUCAAAAGAGUUUGACAUACCUACUGAGUUUCAAGUCUAAUUUAAGUUGAGAUGCAUUAUUGUAAGGAGAUUAUAUUUUCCAAAGAGGGGCAAAUAUUGGUGUAGAUUUCUGUUCCUAAGACUUGGAUUCUAUUUUAUAAAAAACCAAAAAGGUUCUGAUGUUCUUCAAUGUGGUGCUUAAAUGUUAUACCUGUCUGAUCAAUAUUUAUUUCAGGACAAAAUCUACACUUCAGUUUGUAUGCUCUUGAUUUUUAUAUUUCAGAAGAUUGAAAUUCUAUAUAUAUUGUUGAUGGUACUUAAAAAUAAUGUUGUCUAUCAGAUCCAAGUUCUAACCAUUGUUGAUUGCUUUCUGUUUUAUGAUAUUGAGAGGUUUAUUGAAAUUUCUUCUUUCAUCAUUAUAUGAAUAGUGAUAUCAGUAUAAAAAAAUUUGCAUAUUUUACUUACUGAAUGAAUUUUCCAAGUGAAGUGUCUGAAUGUGUAAUGAAAAAGUAAUGACAAGAUCUGCCCAUUUCACUGAUUUUUACCUAUUUUACCCUAUCCUCCCUAUAGGUGGAAAGAAUGCAAAAGUGUUUGGAGUUGGUCACCAACAUCGGAAGUAGUUAUGUAUUCUCAAGAACUUGUUUAUUAUCUCCAAAAGAAAAAAAAAAGGUUGUUCUGAAGAGAGCCUCAGAUUCUCAUUUUUACUCAUAACAUUUUAGCCCUUUUGGGCUACUUUUUCCUUGAUGUGGUUGUGGAAUUGGAUUGCUUUUUUGUAAUUUUUUUCUUUGAUAAUCAUGGCAUUGUUACCAUGCAUCAUUUUGAGAGGCUCUGUAUAUCAACAUAUACACCAGUUCUGGAAUUUGUUAUUUUCAUAAUUUAUUUAGGCGGCUGCUUUACUAAAAUCAC